This is a messenger RNA of Polychytrium aggregatum, 2180 nucleotides long. RefSeq lists its product as uncharacterized. Bases 191 to 2092 code for a protein of 633 amino acids. The record is from RefSeq and is a predicted model, not a curated record. Lineage: Eukaryota; Fungi; Chytridiomycota; Chytridiomycetes; Polychytriales. The transcript is spliced from 10 exons.
CGGCAGACUCGGAGCUGCCCAGCAUCGAUGUUUUUGGCGGUCAAGCAUCCGCCAGUGUGCCUUGUUGGCGCCUGUCACUUUGCCCGCCGUCAUUUGCCCGCCUUUGGCAAGAACCACCUCUCUGCUCUCCCCAGCCGCCCGCUGCAACCUCGAUCGGCUGGAUCGACUGGAGGCCCGUGCUCUAAUCGCCAUGACCAUGUCGACUCCCUCGUCGCUAGAGGGCGAGUUCGGUCUCGAGUUCAAGCGAUCCUGUGCCGAGGCCGAUGGCACACCGCCGACAAUGUCGCUUGGCGAGGCGGUAUCGCUGAUCAGCCGAUUUGCAUUGCUCCACAACGUUUUCAUCGGGCAGCAACACAUGAUGCAAAUCCAGGCCCAGCUGCACAAGAAUCCAGACAUCUCUCUCACCGAGCAUGAGGCCCUGGAGCUCUUCAGCACCCUCUGCACUCUGGCCGAUCGAGAUGAUAGUCCGGCACUGGACGACAAGCCUGGGCACUCGCCAGCACCCGUUCCUCCAUCGGAUCCGCUACCAGGCCCGGAGCUGCUCGCGCUGGUUCCAGAGCCGAUCGCUAUGGGACCACGCCCAUGGUCGUCCAAGUUGCCCAAGCGGAAAUCCCUCAUCAGGAAGAUCAAUGAGAGGCGAGCGGCCGAGCCCACGGCCGAGAUCAUUGAUCAGUCAUUCGUCCCCGCCAGCGGCCUGACCAAGGCCGAGGUCCCCAGCGAACCCAAUAUCCCGAGAGACGAUGCGGACCGUGAGCUUCCCUUGCUUCAGAUCGACAAGCUCGAACAAGAGCAUGCGUCCAGAGAACAUCCCUCAAGAGACCAUGUGACCAAGGACGAGGAGAUCCGCAAUCUCAAGGCCCAGCUGCGGUCGCACCGGAAGCAGCUCGAGGAGAAGGACUAUUUGAUCAAGGCUCACGAUCAACAGCUCGAGGCUCUCCUGCAAACCAACGGCGAUCUUAGAGCCGAGGUGGCGACUGCCCGAAAAACGAUUGCAGAGCUCAAGUCGAGCGAGUCCAAGCUGUCCGAGUACGUCCACAAGCUCGAGAGCGACUUGGACGCUUCUGUGGGGCAAAAAAAGAAGCCAUCACCGAUCAAGCAGCGACUGGCCCUGCUCGAAGAUGAAAAUCGUCAGCUCAAAAACACUCUUUCGGAUCAUCAAAGGGACUCGGCAGAAACAAUAUCCGCCAAGGAGGAGAUUAUAUCGGAGCUUCAGGCUCUGCUCGAGACAUACACAAUGCGGAUGCAAGAGUCGCCGAUCCAGCCCGAGGAGUUACCCAGUAUGCUCGUCCAAACGAUCUUGGACACCCACGAAACCUUGGACUUGCCCGACUCUGUGACCCUCGGCAAUGCAGUGCCGCCAACCAAAUGCACAGAUACGCCUGGAAUCCAACCAUCACACGUUGCUACCUGCGAUAUCGAGACGCAAACCGCGCUUGAGGUUGACGAAGACUUUAGCGAUAUCCAUAUCCAUCAUAAGCUGGAGCAACAGCUCCGGAAUCAAGAGUCAUUGGCUUCCCUGCUCAAGAGGGAAAAUGAGGAACUGCAAUCGCAGCUCACUCAAGUUAACCUGCUGCUCAAAGACAACCAAGUGCAGCUCAAGCUGUUCCAGCACAACGAGCGGGAGCUGGUGCAGUGGAUUGAGAUGCAGAAAAAGGACGUUCUGGAAUUGACGCACCAGAUCGCUGGUAUUGAGAAAGGAAUGGAAGCCGAGAUCCGCAAGGUACAGACACUUGCGCAGAUACAGCGCGACAGACAUGGCCAUCCUCAGCCAUCAGAGAUGCUGCUCGAGCAAGACAGUAGCACGGAUUCAGUCCCCAAGAUCCCAGGACGGUGGAGCAGCAGAGCCUCGGUCUCAGAAACAUUAUGCAGCUCUCCGGACCACGAAAGCCCAGGAUCUCAGACCAAAGGUGUCCCGCUUGGUGGUCUGAAGCUGCACUCGGAAACUCUGUCUGGGCCUUGGACUCUUGCCAUUGCGCUCGUCGCACUCAUAUUCCUGGGGCUAGUGGUCACUGCAGGCCUCCACCCUGCUGAUGGGCUCAUUGGCCGCACCCUCUCCGUGCUGCUGCCCACUGUCCCAAAUCCCAUCACCUGAGCUCGAUCCGAGAACAGGUUAAGGCAGCACCGCUAUCAAUCGCAACCUCUGGCGCACUUUGAUAAUAGACAAAUCUUACAGCUGUUCC